Hylaeus volcanicus is the source of this 836-nucleotide messenger RNA. RefSeq lists its product as uncharacterized. The transcript has 4 exons. The coding region runs from base 287 to 796 and encodes 169 amino acids. The record is from RefSeq and is a predicted model, not a curated record. NCBI's taxonomy places the organism in Eukaryota, Metazoa, Arthropoda, Insecta, Hymenoptera, Colletidae.
AAUUUCGUUAGAUUCGUUUACUGUCAAAUUGGCCAAAUGGCUAUACCAUUUGCUAGCUCAUAGAAAUUUAUUAUGACUUUAUUGACUGUGAUAUCCAAUUGUUUUUGACAAUGGAUCAUUGACAUGAUCAAUGACGAUUCAUCUCCUGUUUGAUGCACUAUAGAAAAUGAAAAUAUCAAGCAAUACAAAAUAGGCAUUUCUUAUUUGUGAGAUGAAAGUGAACAUUUUUGUGUAUUUUAAUCCGACGAUGAGACUUCUCCAAAUUAAAUGUUUUUGAAGAAGAGCUAUGGCAGAGAUUCUCACUAAAUUCAGUAAACCUCGAAGUGACUAUUCAGUUUCCCUUUUGGUUAUGGGACCGGCAGAAUUAUGUCAUAAGGUUUCUGAAGCAUUACAUGAAAGUGCUAAAGAGAGAAAAUGGAGGGUUAUAGUGCACAAGUGCGAAUCUGUUAGUGAUAUUACCAAGAUUCGGUUUAACUUGAGCAUAGAUUAUAUUAUUUUUGUCUUUGAUUGGAGAGUACAGUCCUUAUCUGAAGUAGAGACAAACAUAUGUUUCAUAGAUAAACAUUAUAUCAAUUGUGGUGCUGUGUGUAUGGUAAAUUGCCAAGGAAUCACAAAAAGUAUAGGAAUGGCCUCCCAUAAAUCAACAAAAUUAAGAGACAAAUAUAAUAUUCGAUUCCUUUGUACUGACAUUUCUAAGCCACAAAGUUGUAUUCAAUUAGGUAAUAGAAUAUUGAACUUAGUAGGAGCUGUAUUAGGUAUAACAAGUGGAAUUCCUAUUAUUGGGUUUCCACUAUAAUGUUUUUAAGACAUUUAAAGUGGUACACUACAUAUUAAAU